Messenger RNA from Penicillium samsonianum, 540 nucleotides. RefSeq lists its product as uncharacterized. Lineage: Eukaryota; Fungi; Ascomycota; Eurotiomycetes; Eurotiales; Aspergillaceae. The annotation marks the transcript as partial. The record is from RefSeq and is a predicted model, not a curated record. The transcript has 5 exons.
GAUCGGGUUAUCUUUGUAGAUAGCCAAGUAGCGCUGAAGGCGCUCCGCCGACCGCACUUGAUCCGCCAAUUGGCGGAACGGGGCAACUCCCUUAACCGAUAUAUCCGCCUCGCUGCCGCGGCUAAGCGCCGGUAUCGUAGUAAGGCGAAGAUCGAGUGGGAGAGAGCGUGGAUAAACGAGAAGACUAGUAGAGCGACGAGACGCUUGAUCGAAGCACCGACAAAGAAUAAUAUGGAAUACUGGUUAGGACUGCGUAAAGCGACUACGUCGAUACUGAUUGCGUACCUAAAUCGUAUCAACCGACGCGACUCGGCGCGGCACUUAAACGGUGAACUAUAUUUUGCUCGAGUGCCGGUUGCACUAAGACGGGCGCGACUGGAUGCGGAGCGCCCUUUCCGACCAGGGGAUCGCUCUCCGUCGAGACUAGCUCUAGAUGCGGCCGGAGGCACGUAUAAUUGUGGCCGAUUUUAUGGUCAAAACAGGUCUUUUGGGUCAAUUCUAAGUAGUCGACCUAAUUACCCUGGAUGCAGAAGAGGCUGA